Molecule: messenger RNA, 6426 nt
Organism: Sitophilus oryzae (rice weevil)
Lineage: Eukaryota; Metazoa; Arthropoda; Insecta; Coleoptera; Curculionidae
Gene: Hr3
Product: probable nuclear hormone receptor HR3
Exons: 12
Coding region: 1852-3720 (622 amino acids)
Biological process (GO): regulation of transcription by RNA polymerase II
Cellular component (GO): nucleus
Molecular function (GO): RNA polymerase II cis-regulatory region sequence-specific DNA binding; nuclear receptor activity; zinc ion binding
Source: RefSeq, a predicted model, not a curated record
GGACAGAGACAGGAGAACCGGUCCGUGUCCUUUACCCUAUCGUCCGUCCUACUGUUACGUAGGCACACACAGAGAUUCGCUAGGGCUCGCUAUAUCACCACCGCGAAUCCCCGAAAUCGUGAGAAAUUUUCAAAAGGAAAAAAAUGUCUUGCGUCCGACGCCGCGACCGAGUCCUAGCGAUCAUCGAACGGACUUAAGAAAAAAAUUAAAUUGUAAAAUGUAACCGAAAACUGUGAUUCAAAAAAAUCCGUCGUAUAAAAAGUGAUACCUUAUUUAUUUUAUUAAGUGUCUAGAUUCAAACAGGUUUCCCUAAGAAAAUAACAGAAAAAAGAGAGUGUCAUUCAGUGCCAUAUUUACCUCGUAAAUUAAAUAAAAAAAAUAUUUUCAAACCCCAUUCUCCUAUAUUUAUAAACUUAAUUAAUAAUAAUUAUUUCGAUAAAAUCGUACAUAUACACAUUCAAAUACGUACUCAAACACACACACACAGCAGCAGCAUUGUUGUCAUUUUAACAUUAUCAGCCGGCGUUCAUAUAAUCGGUCAUUCACAUUUCGGUUAAAAAUAGAAAACGCCACUAUUGUAGUAAAGCUAGACCGAACCUGGCUAGAUUUUAUUCGAUUCUAUCUGUAAAAAAAUAAAGAAAUUCCUUUAAAAAUGCCGUGUUUAUAACUGGUAAUAUUCGGGAUGUGAAUAACCCGGAGUUCAAUGCCUCGCGAGACCGAAAAGCUGUGCCGGCAUCUCUUCUAGCAAGCCGGGCGACUUAAUUUUCCUUCGAUUUCCGCAUAUUUUCGGUCAUAACAUCGGAUUUCCUUCCGAGAAAAUUACUAUUUUGACUUGUCUGUCUAUCGAGACACGUGCAAACCCACUCGCAAGGACACGAAUUAUUAUAUAGGUACCUUAAAGUUGUGCAAACAUUUUAAUACAGCACAGAAUAUCGAUUAAUUAGUAUUAUUUACCGUUUUAAUGAAAAACCAUUAAAAAAUAGAAAUUAAAUCGGUUUAAAAGUGACUUUUUUAGUUGUAUUGUGGCUUAUCUAUCGCAACGAGAGUCGGCGUAGAGUGUUGUAACGCGGUUGCCCAAAAUCUUGAAGGUCAAUGAACCGCCUAAACUUUUGGCAUUAAGUUUAACGAACUUAUUUACCUUUUUUCUUAACCGUCAUCGCUUAAAUGUGGAUAUUACACACCUCUCUUUACGGUGUUUCUUGAAAAUUCGUCGAAAUUUUCCGUUUUUUUACGUAAAAUAAAUUACAUUGAUUUAUAUUUUUUUAUCGAAUUAUGGUUUUCGUCGUUAGAAGUGGUGAUUAAACGGAGAUGACUAUGUAGUUGCUGUGUUGUCGUACGAGGUCGUUGAACCGCCGCUAGAAAUAUUUUACUUUGUGAAAUUACGUACCGUUGACCCUUCCACUUAUCUCUAGUCGUUUCGUACGUAUUUGAUUCAUCCAAAAAAAAUAUUGAUAAUUAAUUUUUCUCUUUCGACGUGUAUAGAUUUUAUCGAAUAUCUUGUGCGUCUGCUUGGUGCGAAUCUGUUACAGGUAGUGGUCCAGGAAAUAAAGAAAUGGAAAUAGACGUGGUACAUCGGAAGAGACUUUUUUUGAAAAUUUCCGACUCUCCUUAUGUCAACGGAUUAUUCCUGACGUGAGGGAGGAUACAGAGUGAGUUCAGUGACAUUGCGACGAUAAUAAUCAAGACGGUGGUACCCUGCAACGCGGUCUGCGUCAUUUUUUUCAGUUGGAAAACGAAAAUUUCUGCGAUCGGUCACUGGGUGCGAGGUCGGGUAGUUUUGGCGGCAGUUUUUCGCGGCCAUGCGCCCUCUAUACGCGGAGGGCUGUUGUCGAAGUUCGUUCCGAGUGAAUCAUGGACAAUUUUCCCGAUUUGUUUAAUGCGAAUGAAAGUUGGGGUGUAGUUGGGGAACCCGGAACAAGUAGGGACCUGCUCGUCAGACACGACAAUAUUUCUUCGGUUGAUUCUUCCACGCCGCCGCCACAGCAUUUGGACAAUGAGGAGAGGAAAAGUGCGAAUUCUAUCAGAGCACAAAUCGAAAUCAUACCGUGCAAGGUAUGCGGCGACAAAAGCAGCGGCGUCCAUUACGGCGUCAUCACCUGCGAGGGGUGCAAGGGAUUUUUUCGACGGUCGCAGAGUUCCGUGGUCAAUUAUCAAUGUCCGAGGAACAAGAACUGCGUCGUGGACAGGGUGAACAGGAACAGGUGCCAGUACUGCCGGUUACAGAAAUGUCUGCGGUUAGGCAUGAGUCGAGAUGCUGUCAAAUUUGGCCGAAUGUCGAAAAAGCAAAGGGAGAAGGUAGAGGACGAAGUUCGGUUCCACAGGGCGCAGCUCAGAGCUCAGAACGAUUCUGCACCAGACAGUUCGGUCUUUGAGCAGCAGACGCCUUCCAGCAGUGAUCAGUUGCAUCACAGCUACAAUGGAGGGUACCCAACAUACAACGACGUAGGAACGUAUACUCCUGCGUACUACCCAGGUCAGACCCAGGUGCCGGCGACUACGAUGGGGUACGACAUUUCGGCGGAUUACGUCGACAGCACGACGGCGUACGACCCCAGACCGGGGUUGGACGCGCUCAGCGACACGGGGAGUCUCAUGGCUAACGUGGUUACCACCGGCACUAACACGAGUACCGGUGGCGGUGGCGGCGGUGGAGGUGGGGGAGGUACACAGAAAUCCACCAGCCUCUCCUUGUCGCCCGAAUCUCGCACCUUUAAACGUAUAGCGCAAACGGCGUCCUCUACGAACUUGUCUGGUGGCACCACGGUGAUCUCCGUGAAACAAGAGAAUACGGCCGUAGACGCUCUCCAGGUGCCUAGCUACGUAGACAGCACGACGUUCGUUAGUUCGCCGAUGUCAGGUCAGGGAACGUCGUCGUCGUCGACCAGACAAGGGUCGCAACAACACUCGGUUGCCGGAAAUGGCGGUGGUGGUGGGGAUGAAUGCGAGCCUGUAGUGUUGCCUAAUCCCAGCCAAAUAUCGGAACUCCUCUCCAAAACAAUAUCGGACGCACACACGCGCACCUGCCUCUACUCGAUCGAGAACAUUCACGAGAUGUUCCGGAAGCCGCACGACCUGUCCAGGCUGCUGUACUACAAGAACAUGGCGCACGAGGAGCUGUGGCUAGAGUGCGCCCAAAAACUCACCACUGUCAUACAGCAAAUAAUCGAGUUCGCGAAAAUGGUGCCUGGAUUCAUGAAGCUGAGCCAAGACGAUCAAAUCGUUUUGCUGAAAGCAGGAAGCUUCGAAUUGGCCAUCAUUCGGAUGUCCCGCUACUUGGACCUGUCGCAGAACUGCGUCCUCUACGGCGACACCAUGCUCCCUCAAGAUGCCUUCUUCACUUCUGACACGGCGGAAAUGAAACUGGUCUCGUGCGUGUUCGAGGUUGCGAAGGGAUUGGCCGAGCUCAAACUCACCGAAACCGAACUGGCCCUGUAUUCGGCUUGCGUGCUACUAUCACCAGAUCGGCCAGGACUGAAAGGCAUAGCGGAGAUAGGACGGCUGAGCCAGGCUGUUCUACGAGCCUUGAAACUGGAGCUGGAUAGGAACCACACCAUGCCAAUAAAGGGCGACGUAACAGUUUGUGAUGCCUUGCUUACUAAAAUACCUAAUCUAAGGGAGAUUAGUAUGCUUCACAUGGACGCUUUAGGCAAAUUAAAGAGAUCUGCACCCCACCUGGACUUCCCUGCUUUGCACAAGGAGUUGUUUAGCGUGGACAGUUGAAUGCGUUGCGACAGUCUCGUAUAUAAUCUGAUCGUGCGGCAGCCCUGUGUAGCUACUAUCCUUCAUACUGAUGUAUCGGCCUUACAUACAUAAAAUUAAAUAUACAUAAUAAAUUAUAAUUUCGUUAUUGUGAAAAAUGGAAAAUAUUAUUGUUGUGAAAUAUGAGAAGAGAAAAUAAAGAUUAUGAGAAUCAGCAGAUUGUUCGAUGUAAUCGUUUGAAAAACCGCAACAGACUGUGAUACGAAGAGCCAGGCCCUGAUUUUCAUAGUACAACUUCUUGUUUGUUGUCUGUUAUUAUAUACAGUGAGUUUAUAUUAAAAAAAAAUAAGGUGCUGAUAUUAGUGACUUGAUAUGUCUCUUUGCGGUUUUUUGGACGCGUCCCAUCCUAUAUCGCUUCAUUGCUAUCAAACAUGCAACUACUAAUGCAAAAGAAAAUUUAGCCUUGAACAUAACUUAUCGAUAUAUAGACACUUUAUAUUAAAAACUUUAAUAUACAUUUUUUGUUAAAUUCAUGGUUGAAACUUCAUUGCUUAGAAGAAAAUCUGAUUGUUUUAAACUUCUUCUAGAUGAAAAUAAUCAAUAUUUCCAUAAUACUAUUCCCGAUGUACUUACUACAAUAAGAAUGAGCAAUACUACAUGCAAUAUAAUAAUAAGCAACUAGUCUAGUAAUCUUGAAACCACUAAACUAACUACUUUAUUUAAUUCCAACUAAAAUAGUAUGCUAUUGAUAGUAUGCAUCAUUAAACAGAGAUAUAUUAUGUUAAAAGGGAUAUAAUAUUUGAAGAUUUUUUGUCAUGGAUAUUAACUAUCAAAUUAUAUAAUUUUUGAUAUGUGGUCUGAUGAUGAAUCUUUUAAAUGCUGUUUAAAGCAUUAAAAGUAGCAAUGAGGUGAUACAUGAUACGGUCGUAUUUUUGAUAGUCUGCCUUUUUAAAUGCUAAUACACGUUAAAAGUUCUACACUUUGUAGUAAAGUCGCCGUGAUCGGAAAUAGUAAAGAUUUAUUUUAGUUUUUAAAAUCUAGACUUUAGAAUGCGUUUAUAUUAUAUAUACAUAUUGUUAAAGUAACGUAUACUGAAUUUAUCAUAUUUAUAAAUAAAAAUCACUUUAGUUUUAGUCUUAGAUGAAAAAUACAAUACAAUAUAGAAGACUGUAUGCUUAUAAAUUUAUGAGUUUUUACUAUUUUUGACACUGGUGCUCAGUUUUAGUUAAGUUUUUCUUGGUGACACAUGGUUUUAUAUAAAAAAAAAUAUAUUAAAAGAGUAUAUGUAUAAAGAAUAUAAUGAAUUAGAUAUAGAGUAUUUAUGGAAAUAGACUAUACCUGAUUUCGACCUUAAAUUCAGCUUUUUAUUCGAACUGAACUGAAAAAUAUGAUAUUAAGUGGAAAACUUGACUUAUUAGAAAUUUACAUUAUUAACUUAUGUAUGGAGAUUACAUAAACACAAAAAAAAACUUUUAAUUAAAGUAACGAUAUUUUAGUAAAAUUUUAAUUUAGAAAAUAUUAAAUAAUAAUGCUACAUUGUCGAGUAGGAAGCUUAUAUUAAUAUAAGUACGAAGAUUUUGGCACAUCUUUUCACUUCGGGUGAAAAAGUAAAUAAAGUAAAAAAGACUGCAGCCUAUUUAUAAUAAUCUAUACCAGUUUAGAUUUUAAAAUUUAAUAUUUGGCACACUUAUAUUCAAAAGUAAUUUAGGAUUAAUUAAGAUUAAUGAAUGAAGAGAUGGAUAUAUAUUAUACAAUUAUUUCUACGUACAUGUUCUUAAUUUUAAUAAAAUUUAACAUCGGAGCAUCCUCAGACCAGCACUAGCAGAAUUCAUUUCAUAUUAAUCCAUAAUAAAACGACACCAAUAAUUAUAAUUUUUAAAAUAAUACAAUUACAAUUUAUUGGCGAUGUAACGUUUUGACGUAGUUGCAAUUUUCGGUAAAUCAUUUUAUUUCUGUGCAAUACAAUCCAAUACAUUUUUUAUGUUUAUGCAAUUUCUUUUUGAAAUGCUACGAGCAUAGUUGUAGUGUUAAGUUAGAUUUAAAAUUUGCUUUAUUAGGUGUCAACUUCUGUUAAAAUGUUAGACAUUACUGCGACACAGACGAAUCGGUCACAAUCAUAAUAUUCUCAUCGUAACAUCACAAUUAAAUAGAAACAUUCGAAGACGUUUUGACUAAAGUUGACAUCGUUGGCUGCCGGUUAUUUUGUAUCUAACAAACCAUGUGGAUUAGAGAAAUAAAAAUUUAAUACCAUGGCUGUGUUCUAUGCAUGAAAUAACUUUCCGUAAGGCUAUUUUUUGCUUUAUGAUUCAACAGAAUUAACAUUAUCAAUAUAACUACUGUAUAAUGGAAAAAAUACUGUCAGAGUAGCCUUUCAAACAGCGAACAAUGAUAAUUUCUGUCAGAGGACCCCUAUAUGUCAUUAAUUCAAAACAGACAUAAAAGAAUAAUAUUUAAUUAUUAAAAAAUAAAAAAUUAUUAUAUGACCCUUUAUUAAAAUAAAUAUGUACAAUAAAAUUUACAAUACUAUAAAGCAAAACAAUUAAUUGGAAAGAUAAAAUCUACCUUAAAUGGUAAUCUAUUUAGCUAAAUCACUACAAAAAUCAAAAUGCAUUCAAAAUUUGAAAAAUCUAAGAAAAUUCAUUCAUAUUUACAUUUUUUCAUUUAAAUAAACAAUAAUUUAAAUUAAUCUCGGUAGAAAUUUGGUAGAAUAUACAAAACAAAAGAUAA